Rhopilema esculentum is the source of this 1708-nucleotide messenger RNA. RefSeq names its product UDP-glucuronic acid decarboxylase 1. The record is from RefSeq and is a predicted model, not a curated record. Gene Ontology annotation, biological process: D-xylose metabolic process. Lineage: Eukaryota; Metazoa; Cnidaria; Scyphozoa; Rhizostomeae; Rhizostomatidae. Gene Ontology annotation, molecular function: NAD+ binding; UDP-glucuronate decarboxylase activity. Gene Ontology annotation, cellular component: cytoplasm.
ACCAGUUACUAGUUUGCGAAAAUAAUUCAAACAAUGGCGGAAACGUAGACAUGUGUUCUUCAAUAGCGGUCUUAUUAUUGUUGGUUUGUUUGAAAUAAGAAAAACAAAGUGUACAAAAGCAGUCAUUAUAAGCACAUGAAAGACAGAAGUGGAAAUUCUUCUAAUGUUAAAGAACUCACUGUGGUAACAGCUCAGCUUGGCAUUGACUUUACGUUGGCCUAUGCUAAAGCGUAGCACUCUGGUUGAUGGUGGUCUUCUCAAUAUAAACCACUUUUUUACAUGAUGAUGUUCAACUGGAGGUGAAUUCUUGGAUCCAACAUAUCUUGCUUGAACAAUCACCUCAAGGUGUCUGACCAGCAAUAUUUCCAUCGAUAACAGAAUUAUUGACAAUACAAUGGCAUUUCGAAUAAAUGCAUUAUCCCUAUCUCAAGGGAAAUUAGUACUUAUUUUCUUUGGUGUCUGUGUAUUUGCCUUAUUUGUUGUGCCUUUUGGUUUAACAAAGAACGAAAGUGUGUUACCAAAAUUAACAAAAGGCCUUAAACAUUUGCUUCAAGUGCAAAUGGAAGAGUUGAAAAAACAGAUGAUUGAGCCACUAGAGAAGCGAAUCAAUGAGCUUGAAAAAAGUCAAAACAAAUAUCCAAAAGUCAACUAUCUUGCUGAAAAGGAGAGAAAGAGGAUCUUGGUCACAGGUGGUGCUGGGUUUGUUGGUUCCCAUCUGACUGAUGCACUUAUGUUAGCUGGUCAUGAGGUUACAGUGGUUGACAACUUUUUUACUGGAAGAAAAAGUAAUGUAGAACACUGGAUAGGUCAUGAAAAUUUUGAGCUAAUUAAUCAUGAUGUAGUGGAACCAUUGUAUAUUGAGGUGGAUCAGAUCUAUCACCUUGCGUCGCCUGCUUCACCACCAAAUUAUAUGUAUAACCCUAUAAAAACUAUCAAGACAAACACGAUAGGAACACUGAAUAUGCUUGGCUUGGCAAAACGUGUCCGGGCGAGGUUAUUGUUGGCCUCUACUUCUGAAGUAUACGGAGAUCCAGAAGUUCAUCCACAACAUGAAGAAUACUGGGGUCAUGUCAAUCCCAUAGGGCCUAGGGCUUGUUACGAUGAAGGAAAACGAGUUGCAGAGACAAUGUGCUUUGCAUACCAUAAACAGGAAGGAGUAGAGAUUCGGAUCGCAAGGAUUUUCAAUACUUUUGGUCCAAGGAUGCAUAUGAAUGAUGGGAGAGUAGUGAGUAAUUUUAUUCUUCAAGCGCUUCAAGGAGAGCCAAUAACGAUUUAUGGGCAAGGGAAGCAGACAAGAUCCUUUCAAUAUGUUAGUGACUUGGUAAAUGGUCUUGUCCUGCUCAUGAACUGUAAUGCAACAAAACCAGUGAAUGUGGGAAAUCCAGAUGAGCACAGCAUCGGGGAGUUCGCUAGGAUGAUAAGGGAUCUUGUUGGAAGUAAAUCAGAUAUUGUGAACCGACCUAUAAUGGAGGAUGACCCGCAAAGGCGUAAGCCUGACAUAUCACGCGCAAAGGAGCUUUUUGGCUGGGAACCUGUGGUUCCUCUGCAAGUUGGACUAAACAAGACAAUUGAAUACUUCCGUCAAGAGUUAUCCAAAACAAAAGCCUCCAAACAAGCUGAACUCUAGUAAAAUGAUUCUGACCUAUAAUGCUUUUUAAAUCUAGGCUUAUUGUACAAUAAUGCAAAAUUAUUUCUAUUUAUUGGUAAA